Molecule: messenger RNA, 3339 nt
Organism: Trypanosoma theileri
Lineage: Eukaryota; Euglenozoa; Kinetoplastea; Trypanosomatida; Trypanosomatidae
Product: splicing factor 3B subunit 1
Exons: 1
Coding region: 1-3339 (1112 amino acids)
Biological process (GO): spliceosomal complex assembly
Cellular component (GO): U2-type prespliceosome; catalytic step 2 spliceosome; U2 snRNP
Molecular function (GO): protein binding; mRNA binding
Source: RefSeq, a predicted model, not a curated record
AUGUCUGAGGCGGAGGGUAGUGAGGAGCCGGCGCUCAAGACGCACCGCUGGGAGUCGGCCGCAAAUAUUCCGUCGUCAACGCCAACGGCAUCGCGUUGGGGCGCCGGCACGCCGCGGCAACUCGGCAGCGAAACCCCGAAAGUAAUUGUGAAUGCCGAACUCUCCGCUUGGCGCGGACACGCCACUCCAACGCCCAGCGCGUACGCCGUGGACUCUGUGAAGACACCCGUCAUGCGUGGACAAGGCGGGCAAACACCGAUGUUUGCGGGUGGGACCACACCAACAAUCGGUGGAGGAGCGACGCCAAUGUUUGGUGGAGGCACAACGCCGAUGUUUAAUGGAGGAACGACGCCAAUGUUUAAUGGAGGAACAACGCCGAUGUUUAAUGGGGCCACACCAGCAGCGGGAAUGGCAUUUGGGGCCACACCGAAUUAUCAAUUUGAAGGAACGACGCCCGUGCAGUCACACUUUGCAGGAGGGGACUCACAGUCUGCUAUUACGGCUAAUAUAGAGGCACAGGCUCGCAAGUUGGAGUUACAGUGGCGUAUGAAGAAUAAACGAUUAUCAGAAGAGCAUUUGGAUACUAUACUUCCACCAGAGUUUAAAAUUGUGGAACCUCCAGCAGAUUAUAAUCCACCUCCACCAGAAGAACCAAAUUUUUAUGAACUUGCUAGUAAAUCAUUGGAUGUUUUUGUGGUUAAUCAAAGUAAUGAUGCUGCAGCAGCUGUUACUUAUGAUAUUCCAGAAAGUCUUGGAGAAGGAAUGCCUCAAAUGAAACCACAAGAUGUUCCUGUUUUUGAAGUUUUACUCAAAUAUCAUAAUGUCAAUCCUAUACCAGAUGAGGUAUUACCAUCUUAUUUAUUAAUAAAAAAUUUAUUCAAAAUUAAAAAUGGAGAUACAAAUCAACGUCGUGUAGCCAUGAGAUUUCUUUUGGAUAAGGCUCGUAUUUUUGGUAGUGAACCAUUAUUUCAAUUUACUUUUCAUGUUUGGCGAUCUGGAAUUCUUGAUCUACAAGAACAACAUUAUUUUGUGGAUUUUGUAAAAGGUGUGAUAGCACGAUUACAGAAAGAGGUACGUAGUUCUACUAAAGAAAUUGUACAUAUGAUGGAGGUAUUAUUAUCUGCACAAGAAGCAGCUGUACGAGAAGAUGGAAAAGAAGUUCUUGCCUUACUUACUCGUGUAGUAGGUUAUGAAGCUGUAUUUGAAGCUAUUAAAGAAGAUUUUGCACAUGUUGAAAAUGGUGUACGACGACAUACAGCUAAAGUGGUAGCUAUUAUAGGAUAUGCUGUAGGAUCUAAAACGGCUCUUCAAAUUAUUCAUGGUAUGUCACUUUCUCCUGUUGCCUUAGCAAGACAAACAUCUGCUCGUGCUAUUACAGAAUUAGCAUCUAUUUUAAUGCAUGCUAUUACAGGUGAAUUAGUUGAACUUGUACCUAUAUUUGAAAAACUUUUAAGAGAUGAACCACGUGUAAAACGAGAAGCCGCUAAUGCUCUUGCCCAUGUUGCCGAUGCGACUUAUCCAUAUGGUAUUGAAGAAUUGGAUCCAUUGGUAUAUAUUGUACGAGAAGAAUGUAAACGAGGUAUUGGAAGUACAGCAGGUCCAUUUGUACGGGCCUUUGGAUCUCUAGUUCCUCUUAUGGCCCCUUAUGAUGCUCAGAAGUAUACAUCUGAUAUGAUGCCUACAUUGGUAAAUCAAUUUAAUACUCCAGAAGAUGAACAUCGUCGAGUUUUAUUACAAGUGGUACGACAAUGUGUAUCUGCUGAUGGGGUAACGGCUAAUUUUAUUCGUGAAGUUAUUUUAAAACCAUUUUUUGAAGGUUUUUGGUCUAUUCGUCGAGUAGCAGCAGAACGAAAGACAGCAGCAGCUCUUGUAGAGACAACAGUAGCUAUUUCAAAAAAACUUGGUAGUACAGAGAUUUUACAGUAUCUUGUACAAGAUAUGAAAGAUGAGAAUGAACAUUUUCAACGUAUGGUCAUCGAUACAGUAAGGCGUGUGGUGAAGUCUGUAGGAACAGUUGGAGUUCCGGAUACACUUGUGGCACUUUUAUUAGAUGGUGCCAUUGCUGCUGUUAAACAGGAUGAAACUGGACUGAACCGUGUGGUAUUAGAGGGAUUGGCUUGUGUGUGUAAUUCACUGGGUACUCGAUUAAAACGAUAUCUUCGACAAGUUUUUGAUCUUAUUAAGGGACGUCGGGAUAUGCCGGGGAUGAUUCGUAUGCAAGCGGCAGAGCUCGCGGCUCGUAUUGCCCAUACAGUAAAAGAGGCGGAUGGAAUUCUUUUUCUGCAGGAUCUCGGGAGAAGUUUAUUUGAUCGACUGGAAGAUGAUGAGGCGGCGGUGAUGAGUGCAAACCUUAAGGCAACUCGAGCUAUUUUGGUGGAAUUGGGAGCGGCAAAGUAUCAACCAUCUGUACGAGAAUUAUUAAAGAAACUUACAUAUAUUAUUCGUAAUCGUAAUAGUAAUGUACAAUUAAAUACAAUUCUACUUAUUGAGGAAAUUGCAACGAAUUGUGAUGAGGAUGUGGAGGCUAUUCAUUUACAAGAUUUGGCUACAAAAGGUUUAUUUGAACUUUUAGAUGCCGAUAGACGAGAGACACGUCGUGCCUGUACGAGAACGUUUGGUGUGAUUGCACAGAAAAUUCGUCCAUUUGCCAUUAUUCUUGAACUUGUAGAUAACUUUAAACAAGACAAACGUAAAAUUCGAAUAUGUACAGCAGUAGCUUUGGGAGCUAUUGCCCGUGAAUGUGGUCCUUUUACCGUUAUUCCAUAUCUUUUAAAUGAAUAUAAGAUUAGUGAAGGAGAACAGGUAGCUACCAUUGUACAACAUUCUGUACUUAAAGCUAUUCGAUAUAUUUUUGAAGCUAUUGGUAGUGUAGGGAAAGAAUAUGUUUAUCCACUUAUCCCAUUAUUAGUACGAGCUCUCACAGAAACAGAGAUUCAACAUCGUCGAAUGGCAGUAGAGGCUUGUCGGGCUAUUAUUAUGGCUAUAGCCGGUAAUGAUGGAUUUGAAGAAGUGGUGAUUCAUUUUCUUAACUUUAUUCAUCCUAAUAUCGUGGAACUUCUCUCACGGAAUGAAACUAAAAUAAGUGAAGAACGUCUUAAGAUGGUAACAGCAGUGGUGAGUUACUAUGAAGCCGCACGAUUGGUAAUUGGUUCUGCUAAAGUCUUGGAAUAUCUUUUACAAGGUUUAUUUCACCCAGCAAAGAAAGUACGAGAUAUUUAUAGGAGAACAUACAAUAUAAUAUAUGUUGGAAGUCCAGAAGCUCUCGUGCCAUGUUAUCCUAGACUGGAAGAUGAUAAGGAUCACACGUAUGUGCGACACGAGUUGGAAGUACUGCUGUAA